Messenger RNA from Mytilinidion resinicola, 366 nucleotides. RefSeq lists its product as uncharacterized. Bases 1 to 366 code for a protein of 121 amino acids. The transcript is spliced from 5 exons. The record is from RefSeq and is a predicted model, not a curated record. Lineage: Eukaryota; Fungi; Ascomycota; Dothideomycetes; Mytilinidiales; Mytilinidiaceae.
AUGUCUAGCCCUCGUCUCAGCCCCCAAAAUCCCCUUUGCGCAUUCUGUGGUCAGCGUGCAGGCGCCUGCAAGAGUAAAUACGACAUCCGCAAAGCGGAGCCCAGGCGGAAGUCGUGCUCUAAAUUAUGCUGUACAACGGCGCCAAGCAAUGAGGUGCAGCAAAGCUGUGAAUUGAGCCGUUUCUCGGAUCCUGUUGGAUGCGCGAAGGGGCUGCAUAGUUGUCCAUUUACUGCACGACCUCCACCUCCAUCUCCUUCUCCGCCUCCACCUAUACCCUAUUGUCGAGAAAUGGUGAUUAGUGUGUCCUGCGAGAAUGGGGGCGCCCUCUUUCGAUAUACGCCUUGUGAUCAUUCCGUUGACAUUUAA